Molecule: messenger RNA, 2966 nt
Organism: Vicia villosa (hairy vetch)
Lineage: Eukaryota; Viridiplantae; Streptophyta; Magnoliopsida; Fabales; Fabaceae
Product: pentatricopeptide repeat-containing protein At2g37310-like
Exons: 2
Coding region: 69-2084 (671 amino acids)
Biological process (GO): RNA modification
Molecular function (GO): RNA binding; protein binding
Source: RefSeq, a predicted model, not a curated record
AUAUUUUGUUUGAACCAUUUGAAUCUUUAGUUAUUAAAAAUUCAACCAAAAAUUCAAACAAUGAUGAAAUGAAGAUUCGUAAUCCGUUGCCGCUUAACGUUCAAUUUCAAACACAAUCCACCCUCAACAGAAACCUCUUUAAAACCCUCGGCGGAGGACUUGACGUCGCCGCCUAUGGCUCCACCAUUCAACACUGCUCCAACCACCGCCUCGUCCGUCAAGGCAAACAGCUCCAUGCGCGCCUCUUCCCAUUCUCCAUCACACCCGACAAUUUCCUCGCCUCAAAGCUCAUCAUCUUCUACGCCAAAUGUAACCUCACACCACAAGCCCGCAACGUGUUCGACAAAAUUCCCAGUAAAAACACAUUCUCCUGGAACGCCAUGCUCAUCGCUUACUCCUCUAACUCCCUCUUCAAUGACGCGGUUAACCUCUUUGCAUCCUUUGUUUCCUCCACGGUAACCUCAACAGGCGUAUCUCCCGAUAACUUCACCGUAACCUGCAUCUUGAAGGCGCUGCCCUCAUCUUCUUCUUCGUCGCAUAAAUCAGUAGAAGCGAUUCACGGUUUCGUUCUUUGUCGCGGAUUUGACUCUGAUGUUUUCGUUCUCAACGCAUUGAUCACGUGUUAUUGCAGGUUUGGUAGGACUGAAAUGGCAAGGAAGGUGUUUGAUGAAAUGACGGAUAGAGAUAUCGUGACAUGGAACUCCAUGAUUGGUGGUUAUUCUCAGAGUGGAUUGUACCAAGAAUGCAAGAGAUUAUACUUGGAGAUGUUAGGUUUGGAAGGCAGAGGAAUUCUACCAAACGCAGUUACUAUUGGUAGUGUGAUGCAGGCGUGUGGACAAUCGAAGGAUCUUUCAUUUGGAAUGCAAGUUCAUCGAUUUAUGAAGGAUAAUGUAAUUGAGACGGAUGUGUUGCUUCAUAAUGCUGUAGUUGCUAUGUAUGCGAAGUGUGGAAGUUUGGAUUAUGCCCGUGAGUUGUUUGAUGAAAUGAGUGAAAAGGAUGAGGUUAGUUAUGGGUCGAUUAUUUCUGGGUAUAUGAUUAAUGGAUUUGUAGAUAAGGCUUUGGAUGUUUUAAAGGGAAUGGAAAACCCUGGAUUGAAUACUUGGAAUGCUGUGAUUUCGGGUAUGGUUCAGAAUAACCAGUUUGAAGGGACAUUGGAUUUGGUUAGAGAAAUGCAGGGACUUGGUUUGAAAUUGAAGCCAAAUGCUGUUACACUAGCCAGCAUUCUUCCUUUGUUUACGUAUUUCUCAAACCUUCGAGGGGUGAAAGAGGUACAUGGUUAUGCAGUCAGAAGAAGUUAUGACCAAAGUAUAUAUGUGGCAACUUCCAUGGUUGAUACUUAUGCAAAAUUGGGGUUUAUUCACGUUGCAAGGCGGGCUUUUGAUCAAUCACGGAGUAGGAGCUUGAUAAUUUGGACUGCAAUUAUAUCUGCUUAUGCUACUCAUGGAGAUGCUAGUUUGGCACUUGGUCUGUUUGAUCAGAUGCUAGAUAGAGGAAUUCAGCCGGACCCGGUGACAUUAACUUCUGUGUUGACAGCUUGCGUUCAUUCCGGGUUGGUGCAUGAAGCUUGGAAUGUCUUCAAUGACAUGCCUUCUAGAUGUGGGAUUCAACCUGUGGUGGAGCACUAUGCCUGCAUGGUUGGUGUUCUUAGUCGAUCUGGAAAGCUUUUGGAAGCGGCAAAGUUCAUUUCUGAGAUGCCAAUGGAGCCAACUGCUAAAGUUUGGGGUGCUCUGCUGCACGGAGCUUCUAUCUAUGGCGAUGUGGAAAUGGGGAAGUUUGUUUGUGAUCAUUUGUUUGAAAUCGAGCCUGAAAAUACAGGGAAUUACAUAAUUAUGGCAAAUUUGUAUUCACGUGCUGGGAGAUGGGGAGAAGCUGGUAAGAUUAGGGAAAUGAUUGAUGAAAUUGGAUUGCAGAAAAUCAGGGGAAGUAGCUGGAUUGAAACAAGUGGAAGGUUAGUAGAGUUUAUUGCCAAAGAUAUGUCAAAUGAAAUGUCUGAUGAGAUUUAUGCAUUGCUGGAAGGAUUGCUUGGUUUGAUGAGGGAAGAAGGAUAUAUCUUACAGACAGAAUUUGAUCCUAAUGUUCAUUGAAACUAAGUAGCACUCAACUUGUCCCUUGUAUGAGGCCAGAACAAAAAAAAGGACAUUCAACCUCUGAGGUGCUGUGUUUGAAAAACACCUAAAUUAUGGUGGUCGCAAACUUUUGUUAAACUCCUAUAUGUAUCUCUAUGCUCUGCAAAAAUGUCAAGCUGAACUAGGUGCUUUUGGCUAAGGUUGAUUUUUUUUUAUACUUCAACUUUAUGGAAUUGAGAUUGAUACGGCAUGGAACGAUGAGAUGGUGACUAAUAUUUUGUGAAAAAUUGGAACCAAAAAGAUAGUAAUUUAUGUUGACAAUGGCUCCACGUAUAUGAUUUCUUUUAGAAAUCACCAAAUUGGUGUGAUGGGGCAUUGGAAGGAACGCAUUAUCAUUGAUUUUUGUACAGCCAGCCAGCUGUAGUAAUUGAAUAAUCAUAAGGAAACAUAUUUGUUUGAUAUUAUUAGUAUUUUAUUGGGGGAUCCUAUUGUGUUUACCUUUUUCUUUUGAGAGCAUCUAUGCAUAUGAUAUUUUCAUAUUAAUUUUACAAGUUUCCUUUUUACCAUCUUUAAUUCGUUCCUGUCUUUUCUUUCUAGUUAAGCAUCCAAUAUCUGUGAAGUCUAUUUUCCUUUAAUCAUAACCUGGUGGCCACCGAAUGUUGUUCUUCUUCACAGCAGGAAUCACUACUUGAUCUUAUAUUUUAAUGUUUUGGUCUAGAAUACCAUCAUCAUAAAAGUAGCACACUGGCACCAAGGAAGUACUAGUAAUUUGCAAUAAUAGUAAGAAAAUAUUAGAUGUAUUAUAAAAUAAGCAUGUGGACAUGUAAAUCUAUGAUGAGUAGAAGGCAUAAAGAGGUCUUAUUCUUUACGCUGGUUGCAUUAUUGCUUUGGUUGGUUUAA